CUUACUGUAGUGGUGGGUGCACGUGCUCUUUCGCUCCUCCCUUAACUUGGAUACAUUUAUGUCUGUCAUGACCUUUAGAGACUAUGCCUAAGUGAUUAGUGCGUUAUAGUCCCGCGGAGAGUGUGUGAUGAGCAAGAUGGACGGGCGGGAGAUGACGCUACUGCUGGCGGUGGUGGUGCUCCUGGUGCUGCCCGCCCCCGCCUCCCCUCACUUGUGCGACGUCACAUCCGGCCAGGCCAUCAUCAUCCUAGACAUCACAGAGAGUCUUGGCACACAGGUGGACCAGCUGACGUCGCCCUCGGAGGUGCCGGUGGAGGGCGACCCGCAGACGGAGGUGCAGCUGGAGGUCACGGAGCCGGGCAAGGAAUACUUUAUACUCAACGGCCGCCGCCUCCAGCUAGUCAAGCCCUUGGACCGUGAUCAGCAGCUCUCCACCCUCAGGUUCCAGGUGUCGUGUACCAUCCGGAGCUCUGGUGAGGUGCGCACCAUCCCCGUCAUUGUCCGCAUCACUGAUAUCAACGACAAUGCUCCUAUUUUCUCCGGACUGCCUUAUGCUAUCACUGUACCAGAGCUGACACCGGUGGGCACUACCAUCUUCAGAAAGGUGCACGCUGACGACUUGGAUGCUGGUGUGAAUGGGCAAGUAGACUACAGUAUUAUACGAAGCAACAGUAACCCUGAAAGUGAUGGCUAUGGUUACUUCAGUAUCACUCUACCUCACCAAGGCCUCGUUACUGUCAAUCGAUCUCUGGAUUAUGAGAGGUCGUCAGUGUACUACGUUACUAUUAUGGCCAUGGAUCGAGCUCAAAGUGCAGAGAGUCGUCUGAGCAGCACCACAACUCUGACAGUGACUGUGGCAGACAGUGAUGACCAGGACCCUGCAUUUGAAUAUGCUGGAUGUGCUCGAGUUGGCUCCAUCUGUGCAAAUCCCGAGUAUAGUGCUUCUGUCACCUCGGGUGAGGUCUCUGGGGUUCUCAGUGUUAAGCCAGAGAGAAUUCAUGCCGCUGAUCUGGACUCUUUGGCCACCCCAAUCAGGUAUUCCUUCAUGUCGGGUCGGCCAGGAACAUAUGACCGCUUCUUUGCAAUCAACCCACAAACAGGAGCUGUCACCCACAUUGCUGCAGUUGACAGGGCAGUUACCAGAAAGUUUGAGAUUGUUGUUAAGGCAGAGGAAGAGAGCGAGGCCAAAAGGUUUGCCACAGCCAAGCUGGUGAUAAAUGUCCAAGGAGUGGACUCCUCUCCACCAGUGGUAACAGCUUCCUCAUAUACUGGUAACGUCAAUGAAAAUGCAGCUCCAGGAACUCCUGUAUAUGACGACCACCCUGAGCCUCGUCCAAUUGUUCUCACCGUUAUCGAUCCCGAUCUAACUGCUGCUGACGACCUUCCAAAGUAUACAUGGGAGAUGACAACUACAGCAUUCCGUGUGGGUUCAGGUGGUCAGUUGGUAGUGGCUGAGAAUAACUUGGAUCGAGAUCCUCCCAAUCCUGGACUUUAUACCUUCCAGAUUGUGGCACGAGAGGCGUGGGAGGGUGGAGCUGCCAGCGCGCCCAUCACCCUUACUGUAGUUCUCAAUGAUGUCAAUGACAACCAGCCACGAUUACCAGUCUACCCUCCAGUGUCUGUCCAAGCUGGAUCUGCUCACAGGAUCAUUGCACAGAUAUCAGCCAAGGAUAAUGAUGCUGGAGAAAAUGCUGAGAUUAAGUACAGCAUCUACCAUGUUUCCAACAGUGGCCAUGAUAAGUUCUUCAUCAAUGCUACUACAGGAGAGUUGGCCCUUGUUGGGGAGGUCAAUGCUGGCAACCAAUACUCCAUUACGCUACGGGCCACAGACAGAGGUGGCUUAUACAGCCAGAGUAUAUUGGAAGUGAUGGUGAAUCGAGGUCCCAACACUGGUGGUCCAGUGUUCUCGUUACCACGUUACUCUGCUUCUGUGAGUGAAGGUGCUGCUCCUAAUUCAGCCAUUCUCACACUUAAGGCCUUGGACCCAGAAGGUGACCCAGCAAGAUUCUCUAUCAUUAGUGGCAAUGAACUGAAUCAUUUUGAUAUUGGAGAAGCAUCGGGAACAAUGCGUUUAAUAAGCCAGUUGGAUCGUGAAAGUUUGGACUCUUAUAAUAUGGUAAUAAAAGCUGAAGAUCCAGAAGGUGUAUUCAACACUGCAACAGUUAGUAUUUCCGUUGGUGAUAUCAAUGACAAGAACCCCGAGUUUAUAGGUCUGCCGUACUCCUUCAGGGUCGACGAAGGUCAGCAAGAUGCUGUAGUCGGCUCUGUCAAGGCUGAAGAUGAAGACUUGGGUGUUAAUGGAGAAGUUUUUUAUUCUGUACCGGAGAAUUCUCCCUUCAAUAUUGCCAGCAACACGGGUGAGAUCAGAACCAAGCAAGCACUCGACUAUGAGAAACAGCAGGUGCACUUAUUAGUGGUGACGGCCAAGGACGGUGCAGCUGACCCUCGCCUUUCCACAGCAACAGUGACAGUGUUGGUCAGUGAUGUUGGAGACGAGCCACCUGUGUUUUCUCAGCAGGUGUACGAGGCCACCGUACCUGAAAAUGUUGCCGAUUCUCUCCUCACCACUGUUGUUGCAACAGACCCGGACACCAAACCAGUAAUUACCUAUGUAAUGGUGAAUGGGGAUUCAAAACUAUUUAGUGUGGAGCCUGAAACAGGCCGCAUUACUACCGUCCGGGGCUUGGAUUACGAGGCCUCUCCCAGACACACCAUAAUUGUUGGUACCCUGGAGAAUACAGAUGGUGGCCCACAGUCAACAUGCUCAGUGUUGGUGACAGUGAAAGAUGCCAAUGAUAACCCUCCAGUGUUUACCAUGCCGCUGCGACCCAUCACCAUCCCGGAAGCAUCACCCCCUGGUACUUUAGUGGCUACCAUUAUGGCUUCUGAUGCAGAUGGUACUAAACCUAACAAUGUAGUAAGUAUAAUACUUUACUUUGUACUCCUUGUGUGUGGGUUCUGGGGAUCAAUGUCGGCCCAGUCUCCGACCAGGCAUCCCGGUUGGUCGUCUGAUCAACCAGGUUGUUGGACUCUGUUGCUUGCAGCCUGCCAUAUAAAUCACAGCCUGGUUCAAUCCCGCUGGUUUUUGCUGGGUGAUAAUUGGUUUCAGGUAGUUUGUGGAGGUAUGCACAGAUACUGUAAGUUUGAUAGGAAUAAGUUGCUAGAGAUUGUGGCUCGUGAUGGAGGAGAGCCGCAGUUGAGUACCACCUCAACAGCUUCAAUAUCAAUAGAGAGGGCCAGAGUAGAGCCACCACCUGUUGAGGCAUGGGCAACAUUCACCGACACCCAGUUCUCUGUUGAAGUCUUGGAGGAUGCUCAGGUGGCCACACUGGUGAAGAGACUAACAGUGUUAAACAGACCUGAGGAUGGUGAAGCCCUUCGUUGCACUAUUAUUGAUGGAAAUACAGAAGAAACAUUUGGCAUAGAAGUAACCCCUGAGAAUCAUUGUGGCCUGACACUACAAGCCCCCCUGGAUUUUGAGUCUGCCCAGCACUACUCUCUCACAGUAGCCAUGGAGGCCCCCACAGCUCCACCAGACACUGAAAACAGAAUUGCAAAGGUUGAGAUCAGUGUAGCAGAUGUGAACGACAAUGAGCCAGAGUUUAUAUUCAAAGCGCCUUACAAUGAUAAUACACAUGGCAGUUAUUUUGCCUUUGUGGCUGAAGAUUCACAAAUAUCUACAUCGGUUCUGCAAGUUACAGCAAAGGACAAGGACUCAGGAGAAUUUGGCCACAUACAAUAUGGCCUAGUUCCAGAGAGUAACCGGGGUGGAUACUUCAGUAUUGGGCCCACCUCAGGUCUCCUGAGGACGGAGCGCGAGAUGUCGUCCGUGCCACGUGAGCUCUUACCGUUCAACUUGACUGUGGUGGCUCGGGAUAACCCUAAUCAUGCUGCUGGGGAGUCGAUACCUGGUGGUGAUGUGUCGCACUCGACAGCUGUUCCUGUUAUUGUAAACCUGGUUCAAGAAAGUCAUCGUCUAGUACUUGUUGUGGAAGCUUCUCCAGAUCGUGUAAAGGACAGCCGUGAUGACUUAGUAGCCGUCUUGCAGGAAUACUCAAAGCAAAUCAUUGGUAUUGAAAAAAUAGAAUCUCGGCGAUUUGUAGGAAACACAAGUGUACAGACCGACACUAAUGCCACAGAUGUCUGGUUUCAUAUUGUUGAUGCCAACUCGGGCAAAGUUCUGGAGCGUCAGCACCCAGUGGUAAAAAAAUUUGCAACAGGUGAGCCAGACAGGAAGACACUGCUCUUCUAUGUUACAGCAGCACUGGAAGGGGUUCCAGCAACAGAUAUACGAUCUCCAAUCUUAAUGCUACAGCCGGUUUCAGAGGCACCGAUUCCUCCAGUGCGUAAAGCAGUAACAUUUGAAGGCUUCCAAUUGGCUCUUAUUGUGCUGGCUGGCAUCAUCGUUAUCAUGGGAGUCACUGGUAUUUGCUACAUCUGUGUGCAGUGGAAAAGAUAUGUUAGACAUCGCAAUGAAGCGGAUAAAGCUGUGGUAGUUGUUGCACCACCCUAUGAGAGGGUCGGCUCCGUCAUUGAACCUGUUACCAAAGAGUAUGAAGUUCAGGUACUGCACAUGAGUGUCCCUAUGGAUGAUGAAUCUGUACAGGAACUAACCUUGGACUCAAGACCAUCUCAUCACUUUUCCAUGGAUAAUGUAUCAUAUAUCACCAAACAACAGUUGAGUGAUGAUGGCAGCACUGGUAGCAGUAGGGAAGUAGACGAUAUCAUGGAUGGUGAUCAGAGCAUCUCAGGAAUGAUGCAUCAUCAUCAGCAUGAUAAAACAGUGGCAUUAGAUUGGGACACCCCACCUGGCCAACGCCAUCUGCAACAUAUAGCUGCAAUGGCUGCUGCUACAACUCCAAGUGGUAGAAAUCCAGCAUAUGAACAUUUUGCUGAUGAUGAAGAUGGUGGUGAAGGGCCACUGAGUGUUAGUACCACUAAUGAAAAUGUAUUGUUUGGUCGACGUGGCUUGACAGACCCUUCACCUGUCCAGACAACUACUGAACUUUAGAGUAACUGUUAAAACAUAACACAUAGUACCAGGAUAUAGCUAGUGGUAUCUUGGCAAGGUACUAGAAUUUGUUAUUCACUAAACAUGAUGCCAAGAUAUUCCUAGUGUUCACUGAAUUACUCACUUUUAGAUCUAAUAGUAUCAGUGUGUGACAUUCUACAGUGUAAAUUCAGUUGAUUAUUACAAACACAGUUCAGCAGUUCACCGAAUUUUUUAUCAGUGCUGUUGAUAAAAGUGUAGAAUGUAUAGCACAUAUGUCCAGUGAUGGAAGAGGAAAUGCCAAAUUACUAUAUGCAACCCUUUUGUUGCACAACACAUGUAUUUCUAUAAGAGACUUACACAGUAAAAAUCACACACAUCAAACUCAAAGAUAUAUGAGACACCUAUAGAACAUAAACAGAGGUCUCCAAAAAUUCAAGUUUUUCUGCUCUUUACUUAAUACAGCACCUAUUUGGACAUUUAACACUUAAUGCUCCCUCUACUUCACAGCCACAAAUACAGUACAUAAUGAAGUCAGAAUGCUUGGGCUGUGCAAAUGAUGAAAGAAUAUAUUCCAAAAUCUCUCUACAUUGUCGAACUUGGAAGACGUACACUAAACCAGUGUGACGUUAAAAUUUACCCUAGCACUUUGUAACAUGGUACAACAGUGUUGACUCUCAUACCACUGACUCCACAUUCUCAAAAAUCAUGCAAAUCAAAGACAGCCUGUACAUGUCAUUAAUACAACAAAGGUAUUACUAGAUGUAUCAUACAACAGGUAUUAUUACAUGUACAAUAAUAUUUACACAACAGGCAUUUUUAUUUUUAACUCGAGAUUAAAUAAUAACUGAAAGUAUCUCCCCUUUGUAGUAAAAGACAAAAGGUGUCUAGCAAUAAAAAUUGAUUUUUAUUACUGUUGUUAAACAGAACAUUUGAUGGCAUACAUUAUCACAAAACUCUAAUAAUUAGAGACUGAACUUGGUGCUAACAGUGUGUGUGUGUGCUCAAGCUAUUUGUAUCAAGUUGGCAAAUUUAGCAAAAACUAUUUGCCAUACUACCCGUGGAUGUUUUAUUUUUUCCAAACAAUGUAUAUACUGUACAGCUAUAUGCAGACGAUGAAUCACAAUAAUGUAGCUGAAGAUAUGACAACUAAACCUUUAUAUCAACUUGAUAAUGGUCCAGGACGGACUGAAACGUUGUUGUCUCUUCAUCUUCUGGUGUGUGGUUUAGUCUUUAUGUACUAAAGGGUAGAUGAUCUAGUAAAGGAUACAAAUUUGUACACCCAGAAUGAAGAUAUAUUUUUUACAUCUUAAAGUUUGUUUUCCUGCCUAGGGCUUAGCAUAUUCAGUACUGUAAUACCAUUUUAUAUUUUAAACUUGAAUUUUAACUUAUUCAUAACAAUUUUGCUAUAGUCUUAAAAAGAAUAUUUGUAAAGAAUUUCAAUCAUUUGGAAUAUCUUGGCCAUUACAUUCAUAAUAAUUCUUCAUCUUUCAUUAUUCUACAAUUUUCUGUACAAAUGAAACUUAUCCAUCUUAUGCUCUGAUAAUUUAAAUGUUGAAUUCUUGUGUGUAUAUACUUAGAUAUAUAUUCAUUAAAAAUAUAUAUAUACUGUAUGUAUGUAUAGCAGUAGCUGCUUUUUAUAGUAAAAGUUUUUGUAA
Procambarus clarkii (red swamp crayfish) is the source of this 6648-nucleotide messenger RNA. Lineage: Eukaryota; Metazoa; Arthropoda; Malacostraca; Decapoda; Cambaridae. The record is from RefSeq and is a predicted model, not a curated record.